AUGAAAUAUUACUUAAGCUUGUUCAAAAAUAUACUGUGGGCCCAAAGAAAAAAAGGACAGAACAACACAACCAUAUCUAGUAAUAACAAAAUAAAUAAAAAAAAAAAUAAAAGAAAUAAAAGUGGAACUCCUAGUGAUACUUUACUUACACAAGAAAAUGGAAAGAAAAGUUUAAAAAAAAUGCAAUUGCCAAAUAAACCAAAUUUAAACUAUUUUAUUAAUAUCAAAUUUGAAAUGAAUAAUAUAAAAUAUAAUGAAAUAAGAAGAUAUUAUUUAAAUAAUUCAAAUAGUUUUGUCAAUUUAGAUGGAUUAAAAUGUAAUAUAGUAUCUGCCAUCAAUUGUCAUGAUAAUAUUUUAUUUUAUUUAUUUGUUUUUUCUUUUACAAAUAUAGAGAAUAAUUUCUUAGAACUUAUACAAAUUCAUAUUAAAAAUUCUAAAACAAAUGAAACCUUAUCAAAAAAUAUUCCAUUUAUUAUUGUAAGUCUCAAUAAUUCGAAAAAUCUCGACAAUCCCAUUUUUCAAUAUCCUUCAAAUAAUCAUAAACUUUUUACUAACAUUAAAAUUGCAAUAAAAAUACAAGAAAAUAUUAAAAUAAGUAAAUAUGCAAAUGAAAAUACAUCUAUUCAAGAUGUCUCUAUGGACAACAUAUUUUAUGUUAUAGAGUACCGAAUAUGGAAUAAUUAUUACAACAUUAAUCAAAAUUAG
Molecule: messenger RNA, 705 nt
Organism: Plasmodium vinckei vinckei
Lineage: Eukaryota; Apicomplexa; Aconoidasida; Haemosporida; Plasmodiidae
Product: conserved Plasmodium protein, unknown function
Exons: 1
Coding region: 1-705 (234 amino acids)
Source: RefSeq, a predicted model, not a curated record